This is a messenger RNA of Amoebophrya sp. A120, 763 nucleotides long. The record is from the annotation of a GenBank genome assembly. NCBI's taxonomy places the organism in Eukaryota, Dinophyceae, Syndiniales, Amoebophryaceae.
GCAAAAGGCUGCCGCCUUGGCCGGAGCAGAGCCGCGCCAGGAUGGCGCAAAAGCUGCGAGCUUUAGCGCAGCGCGCGCGCCUUCGUGGGUAGAGCCACCCAGCGCGGAGAAGAACUCACGGGCGAGCUCGCGGCCGUGCGCGACCCAGUGGGCCCCGACGCGUACAAAAACGCCGAGGCGCGGCGGAGAAAGUGGCGGCGGCACCAGCGUAGACGCGGCGGCCGCACAGUCAUGGCGGGCCCUUGAUCUGAAGAAAAUGCCAAGCGUGGGCAGUCGCCGCUACUUUUUCGUGGCGGUGGAGUGGGUCACAGGGGGGGGCGGCCCGGUUCGUUUCAAAAAGAUCCGGGAUGAAGUGCGAGGCGACAAGACCACGACGGACGGGCGCGGUUUGAUGAGUCGCCGGCGUUGUGUGCGGGGGGCUAGCGCCGCCAGCAUCAUGCAAGCAUUCGUCUUGCAUGAUGCUGGCGGCCGUGUUCGGCCUCGCCUUUUUCGCGGCCUAGCAAGCCCGGGACAGGAAGUGGGGGCGGGCGCGUUUCGUGUUGGUGCGGGCCCUUCCACUUUGGAAGCGCUCUACGUCGUUGGGGCCCCUUCUGCUCCCCGAAUUGCAGGCAGCCCGAGCGUCGGACACUGGACUUCGUGGCGCAGGCCCAUAUGCUGGAUGAUGCUCCGAUGCUGGAUGAGGUCGGCGGCCCGCUCUGCAUUGUGUGCGGCCGGGCAUUGCCAGCGGGCGCGGAGCUGGCACGCUCGUGCGGGAAACUCGCCA